Messenger RNA from Hemicordylus capensis (graceful crag lizard), 10244 nucleotides. RefSeq names its product meiosis-specific coiled-coil domain-containing protein MEIOC-like. The transcript is spliced from 8 exons. Gene Ontology annotation, cellular component: nucleus; cytoplasm. The record is from RefSeq and is a predicted model, not a curated record. Gene Ontology annotation, biological process: mRNA stabilization; female meiosis I; meiotic cell cycle. NCBI's taxonomy places the organism in Eukaryota, Metazoa, Chordata, Lepidosauria, Squamata, Cordylidae. Bases 1794 to 4430 code for a protein of 878 amino acids.
CCCACUGGACCAGCCAGGUUCCAAACCGGUUCAGAGGCCUCUAACAUGGCCUCCGGACCGGUUUGUGCAUAGUACUACUUAAUAAUCCCUUUCACUCCCCCAUUGUCUAACGGUUCAACGGCCUCCCUGGCAGGUUUCCUGUUUCUGAUAUAUUUGAAGAAGGUUUUUUUAUUCGCCUUGAUGCUUUUAGCUAAAUGUUCUUCAAACCUUCUUUUCACCUUCCUUAUUGUCACCUUGCAUUUCUUUUGCCAGAGUUUGUGUUCCUUUCUGUUCUCUUCAUUUGGGCAGGCCUUCCCAUUUUGGAAGGAAGUUUCCUGGGAUGACCCCAUGUUCUAGUGUUGCGAGAGAGGGAGAAGAAUUUCUCUCUGUUCACUCUUUACUCCAUGCAUAAUUUUAUACACCGCUAUCAUGUCUCCCCAUAGUUGUCUCUUUUCCAAAAUAAAAAGGCCCAGAUGCUUUAGCCUUGCCUGGUAUCACAAUCCAGAACUGACACUGCUGCAUGUGUGCAGUGCUAGUCUGGGCAUCAACCACUGAAUUUUUAGAAAUGGAAAAUUUUCUAUUCUGGAAGAUUUCCCACAGAACAUUCUCAGUCUCCACACAUCUGUGCCUUAUGUAGAUAUGCGCAGGCAAGCAGGCUGGUAUACGGAUUGAUAUAUACAGAUUGAUAUUUUUUAUUUAUCUGCAAGUUUGUUGUUGAUGAUGAUUUCAGAAUGCUAAAGGCAAAAAUGGUUUGUGUGUGGGGGGGAUUGUCUUGCCUUUUGAUUAGCCAUUCUGGCUUCUGAGUAGUUAGGAAAGCAGUAUAUAUCUGAAAACCUUCUGUGCUGCUGGUACCUUGUUGAUUUGGAUAUUAUUUAAAAUCUAGAUGCUAGAACUGCUAUUUUAAGAACUCUUGUUUAUGUUUAGAUAAAACGUCAUUGUCAAACUUCAUUCUGUCUGAAUGUUAAUACAUUCAAAAUAAACUAGUGUGUUGACUUUAGAAAAUGUGUAUAUGGUAAAAACGUUAUAUAAGAGAUUGUAUUAGCAUGCAGCCAAAUUUGUGUGUGUCUGCAGCUGGCAACAGGAUCGUUUCCAGAGUGAAUUCUAUGAAUCAUAUUAUUCUUAUGGGUGGGGCUUUUGUAUGCAUUCUGAAUGUGAUGACUAUAUUCUGAAUACUAAAUAUAAUCAGUGUAAGUGACUUCAAGUAUUUUGCACCAUUCCUUGGUAGUAUCCCCUUGAAAAUCUUGGUAUGGGACUGAUAGGAGUUUGGCAAAAUUACCAGGUCUUUGCAGGCAUUUCCACAACUAUGCUAAAAUAAUUCUUUGAAAAUUUAAUGUGGAAUUGAAAAUAGAGGAGAGCCAUUUGCCAUGUGUAGAUAUUCAAAUUAUAGACAUGGGGUAUGGAAAGGUUUGUCACUUCUGAAAGUGGGCUCAGAGUUAUACAUGUAGAUUUAGAUCAAAGCUUUGUUGCAUGCUUACUUGGGAGUAAGUCCCAUUAAAUAAAGAGGCACUUACUAACAAGUAAGCAUAUGAUCAGGUUGUUUUCUUGGUCCAUUCCUCCAUAUAACAGGACAACUGUUGCAAGUGUUUUGGGAGUUGCUGAAAUCCUUGAGUAUUCUUUGAAGCUAUUUCACAAUAGCCUGAAGACUACAAUUCCCACAAUACUUUCACAUACUGGUAUUCCGGUGACAUCAGGCAUGGCUGAGGCUGGCUGUAAGGGAAGAAGACUAGAAAUGUAAGGUGAAACUUGUGGCACUCGGUUCAUUUGGAAAUGCUACAUGUCCCGAAAACACACGUUUGCACACUGAAAAUGAGAACAUGGUCAAAGAAAGUGCCACGCUCGGUCAUCAUAACCCACAGGUAAGCAGCACUAAGCAAGAAAUGGACACCCAGUUCUCCCAGUUCUUUGGAGGAAUUACUAACACACCACUCCUUAUGGAAUCUCCCCAGUUAUACAGUAGCUGGUCAACGUGCGAAGAUAGUGCUAAUGCUGUUGCUUCCUUACAAGUCAGCACAAAAAACCGGACACAGGUAAAUCUGUCUUAUUCGGGCAGUGGCCCUGAUAUGUUUGGUUUAGUGAGGAGCAUCCUAGAGGAGCCAAAUAAGCAAGAACCUGUUACAGACUGGAAUUCUCUGGCAACAAUAUUUCCGCCAGCGUGGUCAUCAGACUUUGAAAACAGCAGCAGCUUCUCAGGGCUUCUUCCUAAAGAAAAUUUGGAAAAUAAAGAUCUUACUCACUUAGUUAGUACACAGAACCCUUAUGAAGAAAAUGUUCAGAAGUUCUCCUCUGUAGAGUUGUUAGAAAAAGAACUUGAUGAUCUCCAUGUUAUAGGAUCUUCGCUUUCACCCACUGAUCCUUGCACUCAGUCACCCAGUGACAUUUUGAAGAAUGCUAAUCCAGAAAACAAGACGUUAAAAAUGAAUGGAAUCAAUCAGCAAAGCAACUUUGUAUAUCAGGAUGUGCAUGAUUAUGACAAAGAAUUGAUUAAUGAUAGUGGAAAGAGCCAUGCUGAGUUUAGUACUUUCUCAACACAAACUAGAAUAAAAGAUAGUACUAAUACCUAUACAGAAUAUCCGAAAGCUGACAAAGCAAGAGGCAUGCUUAAGAGAAAUGACACAGAAGGGCCAAGAAAAUAUUUUACACAACUAUCUAGUAUUCCUGCUGAUGGAAUAUGGGACCCAGUAACCCAGGAAAAUAAUUUGUCCUCUCAAAAAUGCAUGAGUUCUACAGCUGCUUGUGACUCUCGGCAGUUUUGUUGUCCUCCAUUCUUUCUCAGUCCAAUACUUAAUAAAGAAAACAACUUUCCUGAAGGAUUGAAUAUGAAAUUGCAGGAAACCUACCCACAUAAUUUACUCAAUAGCUUCAGUUCAGAGAGAUCCUUUGGUAACACUGAAUGUAAAGUCUCAGUACAUCCUCAAAAAGGUUCCUAUAAUAACUUGCCUCUAAAACCAGCUCUAGAGAAUAUGAAUUCAUCUUACAAUGGGUACACAUGGCUAGACAGUAAAAUACAAAAUCCAGUAGCUCCACCAAAUGCAACUUAUGGGAAGCAAAAGCAAAUAAGCCCUCGGUUUUCUUCAGGGUCUUCAACUCCGUCAAAUGGAUCUUCCAUGGAUCAUUUGGUAACCCAGCCUUUGUAUUCACAGAUACCGCUGUCCUCUUCAAGAAAAGACAGGAAACUACAAAUGCCCAUUGCUCCCAAUAGCUCAGGAUUUUCCAACUUCACAGAAAAUCGGAAGCAACAUAACCAUACUGUACACUCCCAGAACGAUUCUGUAGCUACUCGCGAGGGACACUAUAAUAAAGUGUCAAUUAAUGGUUCUUCCAGCUGGUUAUUGCAGAAGCAUUCUGUAAAUGAAUCUGCAAAAUGCCACAGAUUUCAUAAUAAGCAAAACAGAUACAACACACAUGAGAGAAUAGUGCCACACGAGAGAAGACAUAAAAAUAAUUGGAUUCCACACCCAGGUUUCACUGGCCCAAAUGGUGCACAGUUUGAUGCAUUGAGAAGAAAACGGGAGCAGAAUGGUGGCAGUUUAUCUGAUUUCAUCAAUCCUUCUUUUCUUCCUCUUCUCCCUUUACCAUCUGGAUAUAAACACAUGCAGAAUUUUCCUCCAUUUAACCUUCAUCCAUUUUCACCACCAGCUAAUGUUACCUUUUCUCCAUUGCCAUUUCCACUGUCUGAACUUGUUGACCUUUUUCACUGUGAUGACGUUCACCAUUUGAAUCCUUUUAUUAAUGACUUGUUUUGUGGAGAGAUCCCUGCACCGUACUUUGCCUUUCCAUCACCUCUUAGCAACUCUAGGCCUCCAAAAUACCGCACGGGACCUGCAAAUGAGCUUCAUAUUCAUUUAGAAGAAUGUUACGAGCAAUGGAGAGCACUAGAAAGGGAACGAAAAAAGGCAGAGGCUGACGUAGCAAGAAACUUCCCUGGAAAGCAGGUAUCCAGCUCCAAUAACGUGCCACUUACCCGGCUUCCUGCUAAGCCUUCCAGAGUGGAUCGUCUGAUUGUGGAUCAGUUCCAAGAGCAGGCAAGAGUGCACACCUUAAUAGGGAAAAUGGAAAUGUUCUGUGGUAUUCCUGUCCACUGUAAUAUAUCUGCUACUCUGAGACAUCACAUAGAAUCCAUCUGUGCUACCCAAGCAAGACGCAAAGAUGAGAUUGUUAAUGCUGUUAAUUCUCGAAGGCAAGGAACAUCUCGUUACAAUAAUGAAAAAGAUGUCCUUGCUCUGGCAGCUGCCAUUAAAGAUUUGGCAAUGUCUACACGAAAAACACGUACAGCUUUAUGGUGUGCUCUUCAGAUGAUUCUACCAAAAACUUCAGCAGGUGUUCUAGUGAAAAAGGAAGACGUAGAAAAGGCAUUGCAAGAGCUCUGUCCCGUGGAGCAUGAAGACAAAGAGAAUGAGAGAGAGAGCGCCAUGGAGAACCCCAACAGGUCAUCAAAUGAGCACACACACUAAAAGUCAAUUGUGCAGCCAUCUGGAAAAUGCACCAGGCUGUCAGCAAGUUUAGCUGGUCUGUGCUGCAUUUCUGCUGCUGAGAUUCAAGCCUGGGUACAUGCAUUUCUGUAAUAGUAUUGCAGCUGCUUCAUAUUAGUGAUCUUGUCAAAUUAAAAGGGGUGAUACAGAAGUGGAGCCAAGCAAUUAAUCUUGACCACCAAUCCAAAACUGACUCGAGCCAUUAACUGGGAAACUAGCACAUGGCUAAGCUAAUUCUGAUGUGUUAACAGUUUAACACUUGUUUUUAGAAGAUUCUGGUUUUGUUACACAAAUAUCUUAAGUGCCAAAGUGGUUGCUAAAUACUGUUUUCUUGUGGUUGCUAAAUACUGUUUUGUUUUGUUUUUGUUAAUUAACAAUGAAUAAUGUAUUUUUCUCCUUGUGGAAUUGUCAGGAGCUGAAGUUCUUGGGAUAAUUCCUGGUAGUCUGGCUGAAGCAAUCAGCAGCUAAUGUUAGUUGCAUUAAAUUUUUGAAGUUGUGUUGCUAAUUUCCAAUUUCAAGUUAGGCUAAUCCAGACUUCAGCUUCUGUGGGGGUAGUAUAAUAAACUGGGGAAGAACAACAUAAGCAGUUCAAAAUACAGUGCAGUAAAUAUGGCAUUAUGGCAAGCGUUAGCCAGUGAGAUUAAAGCAUUGUUUAUUAGAACUAGAAAUGGAAUAUAUGUAUGCAUUAAGUGGCUUAAAACUACUAUUUAACUUAGUAUGCACUUAGUGAAGAAAUAUGGCUAUUAAUGAUUUGAGUAUUUAUUUUAAUGAUAUAUUUCUUUUAAUGUAUUCUUUGACCCUUGCCAGACCUAAUAAUCAGGCUUAAUGUAUGCUCAGGAAAUCUGCAAGUGCGUUUGUGUAUAAUCUAUAAAUAUGCACACUGUUAUUAUGUCUGUAGAGACAGGAUGUUUGUAGAAUAGUUAUAUAAAACUAACUCAUAUACUAGAUUACCAAAGCUGGCUGAUUUAUUUUUAGCAUGAGGAAAUUUUAUAUGUUUAAUCACUAUUAUUAGGCUUCAUGCUGUCUCUCAGACAAUCAGAUAUGUAACAUGCCAAUGUGAAUGUACAAGGUAAGAAUCCAACUUGACAGUGCCUCAGUCCAAAAGUAUAUCUAUUAUUUCUUGAUUUUGCCCACUGCAGGCACAGGCUUUCUCCUUCACUGUAAUGUUGGAGUAGAUCCGUUCAUAUGAAGGGGGAGCAUGCUUUCAAAAAGGUAUACUCAGCAGUGCAGUGAAUAGUAAGAGGGAAAGUGAAAACCCUAGGAGCUCUGUCUGUGUGUGUUAGGACUGCAAGGAAUCUCUGGACUGGAUCUUUAAUAUUUGUGUUCUUACCAAUUAGGAGAAUUAAUGCUUCAAUUAUCUUGUAAGAUGUGAGUGUGUGUUGUGUAGAGCAGUUCUCUUAAUCUCAUUGAAAAUAUGAGAAUACUAGAGGAAAAAGUCACAAAGACAUGGAUCCUACUGCACUUUGUUUAAUAAUAUGUUAAAUUGGAUAGUGUUCUUGGAAGCAUAAUUGAUUUGUUGUGUAUAUAUUUACUAAAUAUUCCCACCAUGUGUUGUCUUGAAUUUGCAAAUGUUUAGAGUAAAUGUAGUAUGGUACAAGAAGUUGCAAAUACCUCACAUUCUCUUUCUUCAGUUAAAAGAAAAGGAAUUCUUAGAAGGCACCUUCAUGAAUGUGCCACAUUCUUAAAGGAAAAUUGUAAUAUUUUCAGCCUUAGUUUUUGCAUAAAGGUUAAUUCUGAAGAGGGGUGUGUGUGUGUGUGUGUGUGUGUGUGUUUUGCACUAAAUGUCAUGUGGUCAAAUAUGCUUUGUGGAUUAAAAUUAAUGUAUAGUAAGAGGAGUUGAUUGAAUUGAAUAUGUUGGAAUUUUAGUAAUCUGGGUUUUUUUUCCUAUUUACAAAAUGGUACUUUUCCAGGACUUUGGUGAAGUAGUGAGUGUAUUAGGCACAUUAAGUUUGUGAUUUGUGAGCAAAUUGUUGAGAAAAUAAAAGUGUUUAUAGUUGGUUGAUAUAGGUAAUGUGCCUUUAACAGUCUUAAAAAGUAAAUAUAGCUGUGUGUUCACUCUUUGUUACUGAGCAAUACAUUAAAAGGACUGUAAUAAGCUGUGUUUGAUAGCUUAUAGUUUAGGAGAUAAAUAUUUCAUAAUAAAUUUCCAGCACUGAGAGUUCCCCUCCUUAAGAAAAAGUAAAAUGUUUGGGUUUUUUUUGCAUAUCAAGGCAUCUGUUCUCAUUUAGUUUACUUUGGCUGUUCAGUAAAUGGCAGUAACAGAUGCCCACCAAAGGAUGGGAAUUAAUGUUAUGCAUGUUUAUUGAAACUUAAUUUUCAGCUUAGGGUUUUUAAAAAACAACCAGCCGCUGCUUUCUACCACAGUUAGUGCAAGAUGUUGCUUUCCUGUAGUGUUGAAACCAUUUGGUGCCUUUGUCUGAUAGUAGCAUCAUACACUUGGCAGUUGAGAUUGGACUUCAACUCCCAUCAUCCCCAAAGGUAUGGGAAAGGCCAUUGUGGCUGGGGAUGGUGGGAGCUGCAGUCUAAAAACACCUGGGGACCCAUGUUUGAGACCCUGGCAUAAUUGUUGACUGGUUCAAAUUAACCAGGAGCAAGGCUGGGCAAUUAUUGUUUGAGCAGUUGGGUGUGUUGUGGUUAUUAAACAAUUUGAACUGCAGGAUGUGCAGAGUUGCCAGUUUCUGGAAAACGGUUAAUUAUUUCCAGCAUCUCCCCCCGCUGCCUCAAUGUAUCAGUUCUCCACUGUCUAAUUAGAAACUUUGUAUUUUGUAUUACCUCACUCGUCGUGUAAUAUUUUAUAACUUGCAUUUAACUUUAAAAUAAAAUUUAAAAUGCUGCAAGUAGAAUAUAAGAUGCUCUCAGUAUCAAAACUGAUGCAAUUUCCCCCUCCGGAUUCAUGUCAAAGCAUGUGUCAUACAAUGCAGUGCACUGUAAUGUCACAGCGAAAAGGUAGGUCUUGCUGAACUAGGAACUUGGCUUGUGAAGACCUUCAUGUCAGAUGUGUUAAAUUAUGCAGCAGGGUGGAUUUGAUUUAAAUCAAACUCAUUUAAAUCACUAGCAGGGUGGAUAAAAAUUAAAAAAAAUCGAUUUAAAUAAAAAAAAUUUGAUUUAAAUCAAAAAAAUUGGAUUUUUUAAAUUUAAAUUGGAUUUUUUUGAUUUUUAUCCACCCUGCUAGUGAUUUAAAUCGUGAUUUAAAUCAGUUUGAUUUAAAUCAAAUCCACCCUGUUAUGCAGCAUAGAGAGGCAAAGCUUAGAUUUUUAUCUGAAAUGAUUAUUUGGGGACAUUAGACUAUCAUUCUUUGUGCCAUAUAUUGCAAACCAUGUGAAAAUUAGUUCUGCUCUCUUAUGUGUGGGAGCUGUGAUGUUGGUAGCCCUCAUAAGAAGAGGAGCAAAGACUGAAAGAACUUGUACGCCAGCCUGACAGCCAUAAAGUGAAGAGUGAGCUGAAUUUGCUUUUGUUUUUUGUUAGAAAUUCAGUUUAUGUAGGACUUGUUCAGGUUAUAAACAAGAUAUUUUACUUGGGUGCUGUAAUAUUUAGUCUUAUAUUUUGUUAGGUGAAUACCAGUUCUAAAGGCAUGCAGUUCAGUGUGCAUAGUCUACAAUUCACAGAUGUGCUCAGGCAUGCUCAAGGGCAUGUACAUGCCCAGCAGGACUUGUGCCUCCCCUCCCCGGGUUGGUACAACAGACUCUCUGUACAUUUUUCACACAUGACUUUUGAAACUUGCGUUUCAGCCGUGAUUUACCAUACGGUAGGGAUGUGCACGAACCAAAAAACAACAGUUCAGUUUAAAUUUGAACCGAACCAUGUUGCUCUGAACCACUUUGAUCAAACCGACGAACCAUUCUGGUCCAUUAGAUUGAACUGGUUCAGAAAUUCAGGGCAGCUGGUAAAGGGGUAGGGUACCCACACAAUGUUCAGGGGCAGGCAGAAAGGGCGAGAAAAGUUAGAAAGGCCCUUACCCAGCCGGUGUGGCUGCUGGAGCUCACCCUCCCGUUGUGGCCCCAAGUGCGCUCCCCACUCCUUUGCCAAGCUGGUGGCUUGGUAAUGGAGGGGAGAGCUCACUUGGGGCUGCACUGGGAAGCCACGUAAGGAUUUUUUUUACCUGUCUCGCUGCCCCCGCCAGUCACCCCUGAACAUUGUGGAACCAGUUCACUCGAACCAGGCCUGGUUCAGUUCGGUCCACAAUCAAGCCUAGGAACCUGCCUGAUUUGAGGCGAACUGGUUCCGUCAUGAAAUGUUCAUGCACAUCCCUGUAUUGGGGCUCCUGUUUUGAGUGACAGAAGUUGAAGCCCUGCUAGUCAUAUGGAAUCCUUUGUGCAUUUCUCGGGACUUUGGUCAUCAUCUUGAAAUUGGUCUCUUCAUUAGAUUACAUUAUUCAUCUUGAAUGACUUUUGUUGACAUUGAUAUUAGUUGAAUACUUGUAUGUUUUGAUUAUGAAGUGUUUUGUACCAAACAGUUCUGGAAAUAGAAGCGCUUUUAGAAGUGAGGACAAUAGACUGCUUUUGUAUAAAGCUGGACUUUUCUACUGUAGAAUCCAACAGAUAAUUGCAGUUAUCAAUUGCAGUUUUUGAGAGUUCAGCACUUCUUGUGUGUGUUGUGUUUAACGUUUCUUACAUAUAUAGAAACCCCACUCUCUAAAUUGUUCCCUGCAUGGUUUUAUGGGUCUUUAUCACCAGCACAUUUAAACUUUUGGUAAACCUUUUUAUGAAAUUAUGUACUUUUUGAAUGAUUUUACUACAGGGUUUCGUUUUUAGUUCUUGAUUUUAAAAAUAGUUUUUGUUAAACUUAUUAGCAAUACUACAGUUCAUGAUGCAAAAAUAUUUUUAAGUUACUUUAUUCAUUUUCUGAACAGACUAAGCUAGUUUGUGAGAAUUUUCAACAAAUGGAGAACUCUUAAGUCUUCUUCGCUGAUUUGCCAGAUAAUCUUUAAUAAUAAUUGUAUUUGACAAAAUUGAUAAGAAAAAUAGGAGGGAUAACUGGAGAGCCACUUGAAACAAAUAAUUAUGUAUGACCUGUAGAAAUAUAGCUUUUUAUGCCAAAGGAGACAAUUUCCAGGGUAUAUGGGAAGAUAAGCUUGCUUUUUAUUUUUAUUAUGGAUAAUGCGAAGAUAAACAAUAUCUAUUUUAAUAUGCUGUUCAUAGUAUAAUACCUUGUGCAUCUCUGGCCAAUCUCGUUAAACUGUGAGCACUGUAGACUGCUAGUGGUGAGGUGACUGAAAAGCCUGUUACGUGUUGCUCUGUCUAGUAGAUUCAACUGAAAUGUGUGGAGGUCAGUUGUUAUAAGAGACUUAAUAAACUGAAAUGUGUGGAGGUCAGUUGUUAUAAGAGACUUAAUUACCGGUCAAUAAAGGUGCUGGUUCAUUGUUUCUGGAAGCAACUGUGGAUCUGAAAGCUGCAAAAUCUCACUUCUACCUCUUCUGUAACUAGAUGUUGAUGAUGAUCAAGUUUCUUCUGCACUGACCUCCUGGGAACUCCUUAUUAAGUGGUUUCAGGUAACCAUGGCUAGGUUUCUACUUGUGUGGAGUCACUUACCAUGUAUGCACUUGUACUAUUAAGAUUUAUAGUGAAUCCUAUACAAAUCAUGGUGAGUGAAAUGUUCUAGUAUUAUUUUUAUAUAUAAUUUUAUCUUUUUGAAAUCUGUGUGAACUUGAUUGUUACCACUAGUAUUCAGUCAUAACAAAUUAUUAUCAGAUGUUUUCCAUGUAAGAUUCAAUUUUCUUUUUCUUGUAAUUGUCACUAAAUAUCUGUUAUGUGUGCUGGUUAACACUUAAAACAAUUAAAGUAUUUAAUAUUUAAGUCA